AUGGCGACAGUUCCAGGACAAUUGAUUUGGGAGAUCGUUAAGACCAGCAACUGUCUCUUGGUCAAACAGUUUGGAAGAGGCAACGCCAAGGUUCAGUUCAGAAAGGAGACUAACAAUCUCUGCAACCUUAACUCCUACAAGCACUCUGGUUUUGCAAACAAGAAGACAGUGACCAUCCAGCCUGCUAACAAGGAACAAGGUGUUGUCCUCGCCACCACCAAGACCAAGCCUAAGAUAUCUGUCAAGAAGCCCAUCCUGAAGAAGGAAUUCCCCACGAUGUCCAAGGCUGUUGCUAACCAGGUGGUUCCAUUUACACUGUUACUUCCUCUUGCUUUGAUUUGUGUCAAUAUGGGAGAAGGAGAUCUAUUCAAAGCUCUUGAAGAGGCUGUCUUAGUCGUUGAUCAACUCCCAGCUUCUUUAACAAUGAUCUCUUGUGACGAGCCUUUAGUGAAGGUGACAUAA
Molecule: messenger RNA, 462 nt
Organism: Eruca vesicaria subsp. sativa (arugula)
Lineage: Eukaryota; Viridiplantae; Streptophyta; Magnoliopsida; Brassicales; Brassicaceae
Source: the annotation of a GenBank genome assembly